Molecule: messenger RNA, 957 nt
Organism: Oldenlandia corymbosa var. corymbosa
Lineage: Eukaryota; Viridiplantae; Streptophyta; Magnoliopsida; Gentianales; Rubiaceae
Source: the annotation of a GenBank genome assembly
AUGGGGGAAUCAGAAGCAAAAGUUGAAGCAUCAUUGAAAGAUCAAGGCAAUGAGUUUUUCAAAUCAGGGAAUUAUCUCAAAGCUGCUGCUCUGUAUACUCAGGCCAUCAAGAAAGACCCCGAUAAUCCCACUCUUUAUAGCAACCGUGCUGCUGCAUUCCUGCAUUUGGUUAAGCUUAAUAAAGCACUUGUCGAUGCGGAGACAACUAUCAGUUUGAAACCAGAUUGGGAAAAGGGUUACUUCAGGAAAGGGUGUGUCUUAGAGGCUAUGGAAAGAUACGAUGAUGCCUUGGCUGCAUUUGAGAUGGCUCUGAAGUACAAUCCCAAGAGCUCAGAGGUGUCAAAAAAGAUCAAGAGGCUUUCACAGCUGGAUAAAGAUAAAAAGCAAGCUAAAGAAGUGGAAAAUUUGAAAGCAAAUGUUGAUAUGGCCAAGCAUUUGGACUCGGUGAAAUUGGAACUGUCAGGAAAAGGUGGAGCUGACGAGAGUUCAAAAGAAAUUUUCUCUUUCCUGGUUGAAACAAUGGAGACGGCCAUUAAAUCAUGGCAUGAAACUUCUAAGGUGGAUGCGAAAUUCUAUUUUCUUCUUGAUAAGGAAAAGACUGACACUGAAAAAUAUGCUCCUGUGGUCAAUAUUGAAAAGGCUUUUGAAUCUCCCCAUACACAUGGCGAUUGCUUCUCAUUUCUCAGACAGUAUGCUGUAGAUUCUGUUGCUAGAGCUGCUUGCUUGGUGACACCAAAGAGUAUUAUAUCAUACCCUCAGGUGUGGAAAGGACAAGGGUCCAGGAAAUGGAAGCAUGGACAAAAUGAUGGGUUUUUCGUUCAAUUUGAAACUCCUUCCAUUCGCAAGUUAUGGUUUGUUCCUAGCUCUACUGAGAAUGGACAAAUAUUAUGCAGGGAUCCGGUGGCAUUAGACAUCAGUGCGCAUGAGCUUAUUCCACGCAUAUUCAAGGAAGCGUAG